AUGCAGAACAAUUUAUUGGGCAUUGGAACAGAUGUUGUCCGUGUGUCGAGGUUUUUAAGACUGAUGGAGAAAUAUUCAUCGAAGCAGCAGCAGCUCUCGGAUCAGCGGGCAGGCAGAAAUGGGUUUGAGAGAUUUACAAAAAAGUUUAUGCAUCCUUAUGAGGUAAAACAGUUUUACGGCGAGGUUGUGGAGGCUGCUACAACGGCCUCCGGCCGUUGUAGCAGCGUCCAGCAGAUGCGCAAUGCGCGUUACCUUGCAGGAAUAUGGGCGACGAAGGAAGCUAUUUACAAGGCGUUGGUUAGUGGGCUGCAGCGUCCAAACGCAUUGCCGGCGGCGUCGGCAAUAUACAAGCAGUUUUACAAAUCGAACGAUGCAGUAACAGGGUGCCCCGUGAUUAAUGUAGACGUGGGUGGGUUUCGUGAAACAGCUGGUUUGGAAAGGUUUUGGAAUAUGCAUGUCAAGGGUAGUCGGUUUUUGUUAAGCGUAUCUCACGACGGUGAUUACGUAGUGACGUUCGUAUGCCAGGUUAAGGAUGAAACAUGUAGUGAACAUCGUGACAACCAGGAAGAAGAAAGUUGCUAG
Eremothecium cymbalariae DBVPG#7215 is the source of this 582-nucleotide messenger RNA. It is a transcript of the gene PPT2, whose product is annotated as holo-[acyl-carrier-protein] synthase. The coding region runs from base 1 to 582 and encodes 193 amino acids. The transcript has a single exon. The record is from RefSeq and is a predicted model, not a curated record. Gene Ontology annotation, molecular function: magnesium ion binding; holo-[acyl-carrier-protein] synthase activity. NCBI's taxonomy places the organism in Eukaryota, Fungi, Ascomycota, Saccharomycetes, Saccharomycetales, Saccharomycetaceae.